Molecule: messenger RNA, 786 nt
Organism: Trichoderma asperellum CBS 433.97
Lineage: Eukaryota; Fungi; Ascomycota; Sordariomycetes; Hypocreales; Hypocreaceae
Biological process (GO): protein folding
Cellular component (GO): cytoplasm
Source: RefSeq, a predicted model, not a curated record
AUGGCUGCACCCUCAGAACAAAGAAUUGCGGUUCCAAUCGACGACCCCAAUGCCGAUACCGAAUGGAAUGACAUUCUGCGCAAGCAUGGCGUUAUCCCCGAGAAACCCCCCAGCCCUACUCCCAUGAUCGAGGAAGCCAUUCUCGAGGCGAGAAGGCUUGCGCAUGAGAAUCGACUUGAGGGAAAAGAGCUGGAUGAGCUUGACGAGUUGGAAGACGACGAAGACGAUGACUUUUUAGAGCAGUACCGCCAGAAGCGCAUGGCCGAGCUAAGCAAUCUGCAACAAAAGUCCAUCCAUGGCUCCGUAUACCCCAUAUCGAAGCCCGACUAUCAGCGCGAAAUUACAGAAGCGUCCAACAACGGUCCUGUCUUCGUGAACCUCACAUCAGCCUCAGGGGCAACGAAUGUGGAGUCGAGAGUACUAUCAGACCUCUGGAGGCAAGCUGCGAAGGAGUAUGGCGACAUAAAGUUUUGCGAAAUCAGAGCCAAUCAGGCCAUCGAAAACUACCCAGACCGAAACUGCCCUACAAUCUUGGUGUACAACAAAGGAGAUAUUGUAAAGCAGAUCGUGACCCUCUUGACCUUGGGAGGCGUUCGGACCAACAUGAGACAUAUCGACGACAUACUCGUUGAGGUUGGCGCCGUGCCUAACUCUGAUAUGCGAGUAGUCAAGAGGAGAAGAGCGGCGGAGGAGGCUGAGGAGGAACGACUAGCCGGCGGCAAAACUAUCAAGACAAGUAAUAUUGGGCGAGCGCAGGUUGACUCGGAUGACGAUGAUUGGGACUGA